CUAUCAAUCGAAGAAGUGGAGACAGUGAAAUGAAGUCAGCAAUAUCAUCAACGACAACACUCUUGAGCUCAAAAAAUCUGAGCCUGAAGCUCCAUCAAAAUCAUUCCCCUUUCUCUCGCUUGCCCUCUUCCCUUUUCCGCUCAAAAUCGAACACCCACUUCCCUUCUUUCCUACCACGUAACAACAGCACUCACAGCCAGAAAUCCCAAAUCCACACUCCAAUAAUGGCUUCUUCUUUCAUGCCCGAGCAAGCCAGAGCCCCUCCCGCUCUUCCCUUACCCGUUCCUCCUGUCACCAAGUUUAAGAUUGGGCUGUGUCAGUUAUCGGUGACGGCUGAUAAAGAGAGGAAUAUUGCGCACGCUCGCAAAGCAAUUGAAGAGGCUGCUGCAAAGGGUGCGAAGCUUGUUAUGUUGCCCGAAAUAUGGAACAGCCCGUAUUCGAAUGAUAGUUUCCCAGUUUAUGCUGAGGACAUUGAUGCAGGUGGUGAGGCGUCUCCUUCUACAGCCAUGCUCUCUGAAGCUGCUCGUCUUCUGAAGAUCACAAUUGUGGGUGGCUCUAUACCAGAACGUUCUGGGGACCGGCUGUAUAAUACAUGUUGUGUCUUUGAUAGUGACGGAAAGUUGAAAGCCAAGCACCGGAAGAUACACCUUUUUGAUAUUGACAUUCCUGGGAAGAUCACUUUUAUAGAAUCAAAGACUCUAACAGCAGGGGAGACUCCGACCAUUGUGGACACAGAAGUUGGUCGUAUUGGUAUAGGAAUCUGCUAUGAUAUUCGUUUUCAGGAACUGGCAAUUAUAUAUGCAGCAAGAGGUGCUCAUUUGAUAUGCUAUCCUGGGGCAUUCAACAUGACCACUGGACCAUUACAUUGGGAGUUAUUGCAGAGGGCAAGGGCUGCGGAUAAUCAGCUAUAUGUGGCAACUUGUUCGCCUGCUCGGGAUGUUGCAGCUGGUUAUGUGGCCUGGGGCCAUUCCACUCUUGUAGGACCUUUUGGAGAAGUUCUGGCCACUACUGAGCAUGAGGAGGACAUAAUUAUAGCAGAGAUUGACUAUUCACUACUUGAAGUGAGAAGGACAAACCUCCCCUUGACAAAGCAACGAAGAGGUGAUCUUUACCGGCUGGUGGAUGUUCAGAGACUGAAAAGUGACUCAUAAUAAUCGCUGAAAGACUGCUACAGAGACUGAAAAGUGAGCCUUGGCGAUUAUCAAAAGACUGCUAAAACAGAUGAAAUUUCCAGGAACGAGUUAUUUAGUGGAAACUAUUGGAGGCCUCACCUCGUCAAUGUCGUCUUUGAAAUUGUAUUGGAGAAAAGUUAUGACCGGAAGUUCAAAAUAAUUCCCAAAAAACACCGCUACUCGCAAAUUUCAAAGGAAUAAAUUCCCCCGUC
Molecule: messenger RNA, 1384 nt
Organism: Populus nigra (black poplar)
Lineage: Eukaryota; Viridiplantae; Streptophyta; Magnoliopsida; Malpighiales; Salicaceae
Product: omega-amidase, chloroplastic
Exons: 10
Coding region: 30-1151 (373 amino acids)
Biological process (GO): oxaloacetate metabolic process; L-glutamine metabolic process
Cellular component (GO): mitochondrion
Molecular function (GO): omega-amidase activity
Source: RefSeq, a predicted model, not a curated record